AUGGAUGUCUUGCCACCAGCCGUCCUGAACUUAAGAAGGCAAUCCUCGGAAGCUCUGGGUUUGCUCAAGAACUCAUUCAAAUACGACCCGAACCCGAAAGUUGCCCUUGCGCAAAUAGGCGACUGGUUUGCAAGUAGCACAUUCGACGGAAUAACGUAUGGCGUUCCUCGGGCGAAGGUCGUUGAAGCCGGAGACAAAGAGAAGGUUGUCAUGGGCCGCACGGCGGCCAACGGCGGUGUGUUGGUUAUUUCGCCGGGUAGAGAAGUUGUGGCAUCGGAGACGAAGAAGCCGGUCCGAGAGGCGAGGCGGGAGGAGGUGCGUCGUCAGUCCCUUGGAGGAGAGCCGUCUUUGCAGGGGUCACUGCCGUAUGAGAGUCCACGCAGCCCUGUGCAGGACUUUGGUCCGGGUCCCGGUCGGCGUAGCAUUGUGCAGGAUGAACAUGUGGUUAAGCGAAAGAGCUUCACGGUGAAUGUAGACCGUAGUCGACGGUGUUCUGCACAGCAGCGGGCGCCGGAAGGGACCACUGGGUGUUUGUUGCAGCUCGUGAGCCGGCGAUUGCAGAACUUGCAGCCCUCCGAGGUGCUGGAUGUGGACGUGUCUGCCGAGAUGCUAGUUAUCCGCAACAAGCGGCAGAGUUCCUCCCGUUCUAUACCCUUGCUGAAGAACGAGCCUGGGGCGAAGCUGACAGCCGUUUCCAGCAUUUGGACCGACGAGUUACAGCGGUAUUGUAUAGCCAUCGUCACCACCUCCUCCGCAGACGGGGCAUGCGCGGACAGGGAUUGCGGGGGAGACCGAAGGGGGGAGGAACAGACGCUGUGGGUCAUAGAUGUAGCCCGAGCGCUGCUGCUGGGUCGCUGGGUGCGCCCGAUGUUUCGGCAUUACUGCACCCGAGUAUCCUAUGCCUCUGAAGGAGCAGUGGCACUCUUGGCUGCGGACCAUUCCAGUCUUGAAAUCGUCCUGCUGCCGGAGACCGAGACCACAACGCGGAUGCGACUCUUGGCGCUGGCGAAGCUGACUUUGCCCAUCUCGAGCCUGGACACCUUUACGGUCUCUUACCGCGCACCGGCUGCCCUCGCCGUGUGCGUCAUCAACGAAGGCAGUGCAGCCACCAUGGUCGGCGAGAUUCAGGCAAAUCCGGAAAUUACGGGAACUCUGGAAAGCGCGCGAGUGUCUUGGUACAGUGGACCGCUUCCCUACUUGGAUGUGAGGGACGCUGGCGGCCUCAACACAGAGCAGCUUCGCGCCAUACUCACCGUCGCCAUCGGCUUCGACGACCAGAACAUGUACUGCCACGUACUCACGUCCUGGUUCCAGCAAAGCACGCCCACCGAAAAAUUGGACCUGCUCCAGAACGACCUACUUGAGUCACUCAAAGCCCAACAACAACAGGGCAACAUGGCCGAUGCUCCAGCCAUACACAGACACAUUCCGGGUCGAUGGCGAGUUGACCUGAUUGGGAUGACAUGGCCGUCUGUCCUCUUCGAUGUUGUUUACGACGACCGUCAUGCCGCACAGCCCCUGGUCAAGAAAAUCUUUACGCUCUCCACAAGAGGCGACGCUGACGUCGCCACCGAGCGCGAACUUGCGGAGGCGUGCGACGCCUAUUCAGCACACCAGGCGGCCGACCAACUUGGCGACGCGAUUGUUAUGGCAGCCCUUGAACUGCACGCGCACGUGACAAAAAAUCAGUAA
Molecule: messenger RNA, 1692 nt
Organism: Gregarina niphandrodes
Lineage: Eukaryota; Apicomplexa; Conoidasida; Eugregarinorida; Gregarinidae
Exons: 2
Coding region: 1-1692 (563 amino acids)
Source: RefSeq, a predicted model, not a curated record